AUGGCGAUCAACCCAUUUGGCGAGCUCACGCCAUACUUCGUCUACCUCCUCCUGACAGCAACCCUCGGGCCUCUCCUCUUCGGCUACCAUCUUGCCGAGCUCAACGCGCCGCAGGAAGUCAUCACCUGUGCAAAGAAGAGCAUCGAUGCAUCAACGUUCGCCCGUGUCAAGUCUAUCCUCGCAGCGAAGACUACCGCAUCGACAGGAACACUACCGCAAUGCAUUCCCAUGAGCCCGGUGGAGUUCGGCUUGGUGUCCUCCUUCUUAACACUGGGGGGUCUUAUCGGAGCACUUUCAGCAGGUCCAGUCACGGCUAAGCAAGGCAGACUGCGUGCCAUGAUCUACUCAUCCAUAUUCGCAGCCAUUGGUCCGAUCUUCGAGGCUGCUGCACCAAACAUCACUGUGCUGACUAUAGGACGCUUCAUAUCUGGAGUAGGAGCAGGAGCAGCCACGGUCGUCGUACCCAUCUACAUCAGCGAGAUCUCACCUCCACAUAAGAGAGGGUUCUUUGGCGCCUUCACCCAAAUUCUGACCAAUUGCGGUAUCCUCAUCACGCAAGCCUUGGGACUCUUCCUCAGCAGAGGACAACUAUGGAGGAUCAUACUAGCUGUGGGCGGAGCUAUAGCUGUGGUACAAGCAGUCGGCCUGGUGCUAGGAGGACAGGAAAGUCCAAAGUGGCUAGCGGAGAACGGACAGCCAUCAAAGGGAAAGAGCAUACUCAAAAAGAUCAGAGGCGACGGGCCAGAUAUCGAAGAUGAAAUGUCCAGCUGGAACAUCAGUGCAGGCCACCAAGUCGAUGGCGAAGAGGAACGACUCCUCGGACAACCCACAAACACCAACCUCAACUCCAGCCUCGGCGUCUUCGGCGUGCUACAACACCCCGAUACCCGUCCCGCCGUCAUCGCCGUAGUGAUGAUCAUGGUCGGCCAACAAUUCACCGGCAUCAACAGCAUAGUCAUGUACGGCGUCGGGCUCCUCUCAGACCUCCUCGCCGCCAACUCCGCAUACCUCAACGUAAUCGUCGCAGGCGUCAACGUAAUCAUCACCACCUCCUGCGCACCCCUCUCAGACCGCUGGGGUCGCAAGACAUGUCUCCUAAUCUCUAUCUCCGGUAUGGGAAUCAGCAGCAUCCUCCUCGCCAUUGGAAUCAUGCAGUCGAUCAAAAUCUUGAGCGCGAUCUCAGUCGUCUUGUUCGUGGCAUCGUUCGGGUUUGGCUUGGGACCUAUACCUUUCAUCCUCGCGGCGGAGCUUGUGAAUACUGAAGCUGUGGGUGCUACGCAAUCGUGGGCGUUGGCGGCGAAUUGGAUUGCUACUUUCAUCGUGGCGCAGUUCUUCCCGCUACUGAACGAGAAGAUGGGGAAGGGGCAGGUAUACUUCAUUUUCGCUGCUGCUGCCGUGGUCUUUGGUGCUUUCAUUGCGUGGAGAGUCCCUGAGACGAGGGGUCGACGCGAUGCGGACGAAGUAUGGGGUAGGAAGAAAGCGCCGGAUCUUGAGGACUAG
Molecule: messenger RNA, 1500 nt
Organism: Fulvia fulva
Lineage: Eukaryota; Fungi; Ascomycota; Dothideomycetes; Mycosphaerellales; Mycosphaerellaceae
Product: putative metabolite transport protein
Exons: 1
Coding region: 1-1500 (499 amino acids)
Biological process (GO): monosaccharide transmembrane transport
Cellular component (GO): membrane
Molecular function (GO): hexose transmembrane transporter activity
Source: RefSeq, a predicted model, not a curated record